Messenger RNA from Cuscuta epithymum, 4955 nucleotides. NCBI's taxonomy places the organism in Eukaryota, Viridiplantae, Streptophyta, Magnoliopsida, Solanales, Convolvulaceae. The record is from the annotation of a GenBank genome assembly.
CUCGUUCACGACUCAAGUCCAAAUUAUGAAUAGAAAAAAACAUACAACUCUUCAGUGUUUUCAGGCUUACUAAAUAAACCGAGUUACGAAGAUUGACUUAAAUUUUGAAUACGACAUCAUAUGAUCUCAUUUCGAGUUGCAAUGGGUAUUGGGUUGAGUUGCAUUGGGUUGUUGAGAAGUUGAGAGCUGUUCUCUCCCUCGUGUCUUGAGGUUCUUCUCUGCACCAAAUUCUACCCUUCCUUCCAUUAAUCCCUGUGUUUUGAACUUCCAGAUUGUUUGCUUUACAUCAUAAAUUGUUUUGGGUGUAAAUCAUCCAAUUUCAAGCUCUUUUUGGGGAAUUUUGGACUGUUUUACACCGACAGCUUGCUCGAAGUUACUGUUCACGCGAAGAGGUCAACGCCUCUUUCUCUUGCUCCUCUCGAUCAAACUUCGUUUGGGAGGUGUUUUUAGCUGCUCUUGGGCGUAAGGUUCAAGCAAAUACACUCGGUUCAAGCUUCAAGAAAAGUUGACUUCGGUCAACUUCUUCUUCAACGGCUCUUUCCUCUUCUGGAACUCACUCUGAAACAAGAAACCAAGGAGAUGGUGACUUAGGAGGGGCUGUCUCUGCUCCCCCUUCCUAUACAUCUAUGGCUACCAAGAAAAAGAAGGAGUCACCUGCACCCACCAAAGUAUCCUCUCGACUUAGGGAAAAGCAAAAUAAAGAAAUCGAUGCAGCCAGCCAGUCUACUGCGCGUGAGAAGGUAGGGGCCUCACAAUUUGAGAAGGAUGAAGCUCGUGACCAUGUACAGGCUGCCACUCCCUCUCUGCCUUUGGUGUUGGAGGCCAUCCUUGAAAAUUCCGAAGAAGAGUACACCCAAGCAUCGGAUACAAGCAUAGAAAGUGUAGACAUGGACAAUGACACUAUGAUGAAGGCUGACUCUGCCCCCCAAAAUGAUGACUUGGACCUAACUCUUGAAGGUAACCCUAUUGUACCAAUUUUAGAAGAAAACUCUAUGGAGCAUGUGGUAAUUGAAGAGGAGUACGUACUUGAUCCUAGUGUGAAGAAAAUCUUAGACAUGGAGGCAGCUGAAGCUAAGCAACUAUCAAAACAAAUUGAGGUAGCAAAGGUGGAUGAAACAAAUGGUGUAAUUGUGCCUGUGGUUAACUUGGCUGCUGCAUCACCUGCCAGCCAGGUCGUGGUAUCUAACCAGCCCGUUGCAUCCAACCAGGCUACGGCAGAACCCAGCCAGGCCGCAGCACUAAUCCCUACCAGUAAGGGUGCGGUUCUGGGAGCUAACAAGUGGGGGAAUGGCUCUAAACCCUCAUUUGUUUCACUUUUCAAGGAUAAUAGAGAACCCGAUAAGGGUAUGAAACUAAGGUAUAUUGAGCCCAAAGGAGACAUCAUUGACCUCACUUCUCGAGUGCUACCGUCCAUGGUUGAUAUUUGGGGACAUUGUCUUGUUGGUUACUUUGAUGGUGGCUAUCCCGGAUAUAAAAAUCUCCAAACAAUUGUACAAAAAUGGGCUGUCCCGUGCCGGUUUAGAAGUCAUGACAAAGGAUGGGUUAUCUUUAAGUUCCAAAAUGACAAGGAUAGGGCCAAAGUGCUUAUGGAAGGUCCAUACACUUUAUUUGGGAAAAGAUUUCCAUUGAAAUUGUUAUCGGAUGAUUUUUCUAUGAGUGAUGAGGAAUUUCUUAAAGUUCCUAUUUGGGUGCAAUUCCCCCAUCUACCUAUGCGGAUUUGGAAUGAAGAUAUUAUUAGUGAGGUGGCAUCUAAGGUGGGCUUACCCUUGACUACGGAUAGAGUUACUCUUGAAAAGGCUAGAUCUAACUUUGCAAGAGUUCUAAUUGAAAUUGAUGCAUCUAAACCACCUCCACUUGAGCUCAAGAUCAAGUUACCAAAUGGCAAACUACACACUCAAUUUGUGAGGUAUGAAACAUUCCCAAAUUAUUGUUUCCAUUGUAAAAAGUUUGGCCACCAUGCCUUUACUUGCUCCAUUAUUGCCUCAAUUGAGAAGAAAGUUAAAGAAGAUGCUAUCAAAAAGAGUUUGGGUAUUAAUAUUGAAGAAGGGGCUGCCGAGGGUGCUAUUUCCGAAGCCAAAACAGUGGCGGAGAGUAGUAGUGUGGCUGCCAAAACAGUGAGUAAAGAACAAGCUAUGGAGGAGGAAAAUGAUCUUUUUAUUACUAAAAGAGAUCACCCUUUUUUCAAGAAAUUCCGGUUCUUUAAAUGGGGAAAGAAAAAGCCUAUAAGAGGUGAAGGUGGCACAUCCGAUUUCAAGGAUGGUGAAGAUGUACUUAUCCGAAAAGUACAAAAAUUUCAUGAUACAUACCAAGAUGAGGUGAUAGUUCAAAUGGAAACCGAUGAGGUGCUCAUGCCAAGUAUCAAUGUUACACACAAGAAGCAUGUAGACAAGGAUGCUACAAUUAUCAAGAUGGACCACCAUCUCAAGAUAGUGAAGGAAGACCAACCCGGAAUGCUCUUCACCAAAGAAUGCCUCGAAGAUCUUCCCGGAAUAACAACAAGAGACAAGGAUUAUACCUUUGAUUCCUCCUUUAUGAGGGCUGUUUUUAGACACUAUUUAUGCCGGUUUUAUGAAGAGGGCUGCCCAAGGGGAAAAGCAUCGCUUGUAAAACGGCCAAGUAUGAAAGAUUUCAACAAAGUACGCGUGGUGAAUGACAUUAGGGAUGCAUACCGUGAUGAUGUCAUUGUAAAGCUUGAACUUGACAAAGAUAAUCUACCUUUGAUUCACCUACUACAUUCCGGUGAAGUAAAUGAUCAAAUGGUGCGGCUUGAUAACUACUUGAGAGUCACCCAAGAUGAGCUUACCGAGGGACUCACAUUCACGACCAAAUGCUUGGAGGCUAUCCCGGGGGUCUUUGAUACGGAAUAUGGGUAUGAAUUUAACUCUUGGUUUAUUGAAUAUCCAUAUACUUUGUUAUAUCUUACUAGGUAUAAAGCAAGAGCAAAGCCGAGCCCUAUUGUUGGAAAAAAUGAGGUGAGGCCGAGACACCAAGGAAAGAAAGGAGGGAGGAGGAACAACAACAAAAGGUCUUGAUGAUUGUGUCCGCAUGGAAUAUAAGAGGCCUCAAUAAGGUCUCCAAACAAAACUCUAUCCUUAAGUUUAUUCGCACUAAUAAUAUUCAUUUGUUUUGUCUUCUUGAAACCAAAAUGACCACUACUAAUUUUGUUAAUUUUAGUUCAAAUAGAUUACCAUCUUGGCUAUCUAUAACUAAUUUCGACAAAAUUGAUGGUGGCCGUAUUGGCAUAAUUUGGGACCCCCAUUUUCUUCAAGUUAAUGUGCUUGAAAUUGACAAACAACAUAUUCAUUGUCAUGCCACUUGUAAAACUACUCAAAUUGAGUUUUUUGUUACUUUUGUGUACGCUCUCUACACGGUGCUUGAAAGACAAACACUUUGGGAUCACUUAGCACACUUGGAGCCUAACAUUACUAGCCCGUGGCUAGUUAUGGGAGACUUUAAUUGUGUUGGGAGCCCAAAUGAGAGGGUGGGUCCUUCCCCCCCCUCGGCUUAUGGUAUGCAACACCUUAAUGACUUUAAAUUGCAAACUAAUCUUGUUGAUUGUCCAUCUACGGGCCAAUUCCUUACUUGGAAUAGGGGUUCCCUUUGGGCUAAACUAGAUCGAGUUCUUAUUAAUUCUUUUUGGUCUACUUUGGAUAUUGAGUGCAAAACACAUUUUCAUGAUUUCGAACUUGAAUCCGACCAUGUAGCUUCCAUGGUUUCCAUUGGGAAAACUAAUGGGGCUGCCUCUCGGCCUUUUAAAUUUUUUAAUAUGUGGCUAAAUCAUGAAAAUUUCAAUGCCAUCCUCACUACCCAUUGGGAUAGAGAGGUAUACGGUAGCUCCCAAUUCAUCUUAGCCAAGAAAUUGAAGGACCUCAAAAGACCACUUAGAGAGCUAAAUAAACUCCACUUUGGCCACAUUUCCGAAAGAGUUAAGGACUCCAAGAAAGAGUAUAAAAGGCUCCUCGGACUCUCUAUACUCUCUCCGUUGGAUGGAACUAUAAAAGAAGAACUCUCCUUGAUCAAGAAAAAACUUCUUAACCUUAAACUAGCCGAAGAAGAUUUUUUUAAGCAAAAGGCUAAGGCAAAUCAUCUUGUUCAAAGUGAUAAAUGUACUAAAUAUUUCCAUGCUAUUGUGAAAAAGAAUAUGGCUAGAAAUUCCAUUACGGCUUUAAAACUCCAAAAUGGGAUUUCUACCACUUCUAUUGACCAAGUUGCUACGGAAUUAGUGAAUUUUUAUACUAAUUUGUUUGGUGCCUACUACCCCACUUCCGGGUUGGACCCCUCUGUGGUGGCCUCGGGUAGAUGUUUACCCGCUAAUGCCACUCCUGGCUUGGUUGCUCCUAUCACCGAUUUGGAAAUCAAAGAGGCCUUGUUUGAUAUUGGUGAUAACAAAUCACCGGGGCCGGACGGUUACACAUCCGCGUUUUUUAAAAAAAAUUGGAACACCGUUGGGUUUGAAUUUACUAGAGCCGUGAGGGGCUUCUUUGGCUCUGGCAGGUUAUUAAAGCAAACUAACCAUACGGUUAUUGCUUUAAUUCCUAAGACCACUCACUCUCCCACACCGGCGGACUUUAGACCAAUUGCGUGUACUAAUGUGGUCUACAAAGUCAUUACCAAAAUUAUUUCUAAGAGGAUGAUCCCGUGUCUACCGGACCUCAUUGACCACGCCCAAGGGGCGUUUGUUGAUGGAAGACUUAUGAUUGAUAAUGUCUUCGUUGCACAAGAAUUGAUCAAGGGAUACUCUAGGAAACGUGCAUCUCCUAGAUGUAUGAUAAAGGUUGAUCUCCGGAAAGCCUAUGAUACUAUAUCCUGGGAUUUCCUGGCUGCCAUAUUAACCCAUUUGGGCUUCCCGGGCAGAUUUAUACAUUGGAUUAUGGAGUGUGUCACCACACCUUCCUAUUCCAUAUCUAUUAAUGGGGUGCUCCACGGCCACUUUGAGGGUAAGAGAGGGCUUCGGC